Messenger RNA from Sciurus carolinensis (gray squirrel), 6461 nucleotides. It is a transcript of the gene Scart1, whose product is annotated as scavenger receptor family member expressed on T cells 1. The record is from RefSeq and is a predicted model, not a curated record. Gene Ontology annotation, cellular component: membrane. NCBI's taxonomy places the organism in Eukaryota, Metazoa, Chordata, Mammalia, Rodentia, Sciuridae.
AUGCGCAUGCUGCUGAGACUGUUCCUGUACAGGUUUCAUUGUAGCUCUCCCAGUUCUUCAUGGGCUCUCUGGACCUUCUGGCUGGGGCCCUUUCUCACUCUCAGGGCAGCCCCCAUCGGUGAGUCUUCCCAAGACAGCUCUGGUGACCUGAGGCUGGCACUCAGACAGAGUGCGUGCGACGGAGUGGUGCAGGUCCGACGUGAUGGGGAAUGGGGACACUUGUGCAACCAGGAGUGGACGCUGGCAGAGGCCUCUGUAGUCUGCAGGCAACUGGGCUGUGGUGCAGUUGGUGCUCCCAAGUAUGUUCCGCUACCAGGAGAGGUGGCUCGGCCCUGGCUGCACAAUGUGUCCUGCCAGGGCAGUGAGUCCUCCCUCUGGGAGUGCAGCCUGGGCGCUUGGAGUCAGAGCGCAUGCCCCCACGAGUGGGUGGUGGUUGCUCUCUGUGCAAGUGAGUCCGGCUGGGUGAAGGGCCACAGUCCCUGUGCAGGACUCCCUGCGAUCAGUGUGAAUGGGGUGGACCGCCUCUGUGGCUUGCACCUGGAAGAGGCCACAGUGUUCUGCCAGGAGCUGGGGUGUGGCCCUGCACUCCAGGCCCCCCGCCAAGGUGUGGGCAUCAUCAGGAAGUACAUGGUUUGCAGGGGGCAGGAGCCCACCAUCCGCAACUGCAGACUCAACAACAAACUGCGUAGCGGCUGUGACCUCCAGCUGGACGCAGAGGUGGUUGCUCAGGUGAGCUGUCUGCCAUGCUCCCAGGGACACAUGGAGGCCCGGCUGGUGGGCGGCGAGCACCCCUGUGCAGGGCGCCUGGAGGUCCGUCGGGGCCUGAGCUGGGGCACUGUCUGCCACAUGGACCUGGACCUGCCCACAGCCCACGUGGUGUGCCGGGAGCUGCAGUGCGGGUUGGCCGUGUCCCAGUCCAAGGGCGCCCUCUUUGGCCAGGGCUCAGGGCCCGUGUGGACGGAGGCCUCCCGCUGUGCGGGCAACGAGUCCCUGCUCUUCCACUGCCAGAGGGAGCCGGGGCACCAGUGCAACCAUGACCAGGAUGUGGGACUCAGGUGCUCAGAGUUCCGGCUGGUCAAUGGCAGCAGCAGCUGUGAGGGCCGCGUGGAGCUCCAGGUGCAGGGGUCCUGGGCGCCCCUCUGUGCCACCCACUGGGACUUAGAAGAUGCCACCGUCCUCUGCCACCAGCUGAAUUGCGGCAGGGCUGUGGCCACACCCCAAGGAGGCCACUUUGGGGAAGGAGGAGCUCCCCUCUGGCCAGAUGUAUUUCACUGUGUGGGGACAGAGCCCUAUUUGUGGAAUUGCCCAGUGAGCACGCUGGGGGCACCAGGCCUGUGCCCAGGAAAUUCGGCCUCUGCCCUCUGCUCAGGUCUCCUCGACGCCCUGCGUCUGAGCGACGGUCAGAGCCGCUGCGAUGGUCGAGUGGAGAUCGCCCUAGACGGUGCAUGGGGUCGCGUUCUGGACGACGCCUGGGACCUGCGAGGCGCCAGCGUGGUGCGGGCAGCUGGGUGCGGAAGGGCAGAGCGAGCCUACGAUGCGCCCGGCCCCUGUCCGCGGUGCCCUGCGGGUGUGGCUAAGGCGCAGCGCUGCAUGGGCUCCGAGACUCGCCUGACCCAGUGCAAUGUGUCCAAGUUCCAGCUGGUGCCCGCGGGGGCCUCGGACGUGGGCGUCGUGUGCUCUGGGAGCCUGCGGGUGCGGCUGGCCGCUGGGCCAGGGCGCUGUGCCGGGCGCCUGGAGGUGCUGCACGGGGGCGAGUGGGGCACCGUGUGCGACGACUCCUGGGACCUGCAGGACGCGCACGUAGUCUGCAGGCAGCUGGGCUGUGGCCACGCCCUGAGCGCACCAGGGUCCGCCCACUUUGGGGCUGGGGCUGGACCCAUCUGGAUGGACGAGUUGGCCUGCGUGGGCGACGAGUCUGCUCUGUGGCAGUGCCCGUCGGGAGGCUGGGGACAACACGACUGUGGGCACAAGGAGGACGCUGGGGUCUUCUGCUCAGAAUCUGUGGCUCUGAGGCUUCAAGGAGGUCCUGAUGGCUGUGCUGGCUGGCUGGACAUACUCUACAAUGGGACCUGGGGUUCUGUGUGCAGCAAUGCCCUCAAGGACAUCUCCUUGACUAUCAUCUGCCAACAGCUGGGGUGCGGGGAUCUGGGCUGGCUGGAGAACAGGCCAUUCCCAGGGGCAGGUUCCAGCACCUCCUGGGUGGACAAUGUCCAGUGCCGCAGGCUGCACAGUUCCACCCUGUGGCACUGCCCUUCUGCUCCCUGGGACCCACACUCCUGCGCUCUGGGAGAAGAGGCCUGGAUCACCUGUGCAGGACUUUCGCCGACAAGGGCAAGGGCUUCUGGAGAGACCUUCAACUGUUCAUCAGCCCUCAGCUGCCCAGAGGAGGGCGCAGUGCGCCUGCGCGGCGGCGAGGACAGCUGCUCUGGACGCGUGGAGCUCUGGCACGGGGGUUCCUGGGGCACCGUGUGCGACGACUCCUGGGACCUGGCGGACGCCGAGGUCGUGUGCCGCCAGCUGGGCUGCGGACCGGCGGUGGAUGCCUUGCGGGGCGCCGCCUUCGGCCCUGGCUGGGGGCCGGUGUGGCUGGAUGAGGUGGGGUGUCGCGGCAGCGAGGCGUCCUUGUGGGGCUGCCCGGCGGAGCCCUGGGGACGUGGAGACUGCGAGCACAAGGAGGACGCGGGCGUGCGCUGCUCAGGUGUCCCUGGGACCACUGCAUCUGCCCCUUCCCUGGCCCCUCCACCUGCUGCUGAGGCCUGGACCCUGCCCGGGAUCGCCUGCCUGGUUCUUGGCUGUGUCCUGGGCCUCGUCCUCGUGGUGCUGGGUGUCCAGAGGUGCCACAGCAGCGCUGCCUGCAUGGGUUCUGGACUGUCGGGACAGCAGCCCUCGGAGGGCGUGUAUGAGGACAUCGAAGCUGUCCCUGUCGGGGAGAGAGAUGACGCAUCCCCGGAACCCAGGGACCCCGUGCAGGAGAGGACUAUGACGAUGCAGCAGAUCCUCGUCCCUGAAAGCCAGGCUGGAGCAGCGUCCCUGAGUCUCCUGGCGGGCGGGAACCCCUGCGAGGGCCUCGUGCAGGUGCAGUACAGCGGGCAGCAGGGUGCGGUGUGUGGGGACGGCUGGGACAUGCAGGAGUCCACGGUGACGUGCAGACAGCUGGGCUGUGGCCCUGCCUUGUCCACCUCCAAGUAUGUUCUGCGGCCUAACGAGAUGGAGCCGCCCUGGCUGCAUGGCGCCCAGUCAGGCGAGGAGGCCUCCCUGUGGGAAUGCUCCCAGGGGACCUGGGUCCCCCUCAGCGGCUGCAACUGCCAGUGUGUGGUGGUAGUCAUCUGCUCAGGCGGCACUACGCGGCGAGUCCGCCUGCGUGGUGGUGGCAGUCCCUGUGCUGGAAACUUCGAGCUGGUGAACCCAGACAGCUCUGUCCUGAGAUGCAGCCUGCACCAGGAGGAGAGGACUGUGCUGUGCAGACAGCUGCAGUGUGGCGCCGCUUUGCAGUGGUUCAGAGCCCACCCAGGAGGGACCCCUGGGGGCCAGGUGCAGAAGUUCGUGACCUGCCAGGGUUCAGAGCCUGACAUUUUCCAGUGCAACAUCAACCUGAACUUCCUGCAGCAGUGUGACCUUCCUUCCUACACCGAGGUGGUGUGUGCAGGACACAUGGAGGCCCGGCUGGUGGGCGGCGAGCAUCCCUGUGCUGGGCGCCUGGAGGUCCGUCGGGGCCUGAGCUGGGGCACUGUCUGCCACAUGGACCUGGACCUGCCCACAGCCCACGUGGUGUGCCGGGAGCUGCAGUGCGGGUUGGCCGUGUCCACAGUCCAGGGCGCCGUCUUUGGCCAGGGCUCAGGGCCCGUGUGGACGGAGGCCUCCCGCUGUGCGGGCAACGAGUCCCUGCUCUUCCACUGCCAGAGGGAGCCGGGGCACCAGUGCACGCAUGACCAGGAUGUGGGACUCAGGUGCUCAGGGGAAAAGUUCCGGCUGGUCAAUGGCAGCAGCAGCUGUGAGGGCCGCGUGGAGCUCCAGGUGCAGGGGUCCUGGGCGCCCCUCUGUGCCACCCACUGGGACUUAGAAGAUGCCACCGUCCUCUGCCACCAGCUGAAUUGCGGCAGGGCUGUGGCCACACCCCAAGGAGGCCACUUUGGGGAAGGAGGAGCUCCCCUCUGGCCAGAUGUAUUUCACUGUGUGGGGACAGAGCCCUAUUUGUGGAAUUGCCCAGUGAGCACGCUGGGGGCCCAGGCCUGUGCCCCAGGAAAUUCGGCCUCUGCCCUCUGCUCAGGUCUCCUCGACGCCCUGCGUCUGAGCGACGGUCAGAGCCGCUGCGAUGGUCGAGUGGAGAUCGCCCUAGACGGUGCAUGGGGUCGCGUUCUGGACGACGCCUGGGACCUGCGAGGCGCCAGCGUGGUGUGCGGGCAGCUGGGGUGCGGAAGGGCAGAGCGAGCCUACGAUGCGCCCGCCCCUGUCCGCGGUGCCCUGCGGGUGUGGCUAAGCCGCGCGCGCUGCAUGGGCUCCGAGACUCGCCUGACCCAGUGCAAUGUGUCCAAGUUCCAGCUGGUGCCCGCGGGGGCCUUGCGGGACGUGGGCGUCGUGUGCUCUGGGAGCCUGCGGGUGCGGCUGGCCGCUGGGCCAGGGCGCUGUGCCGGGCGCCUGGAGGUGCUGCACGGGGGCGAGUGGGGCACCGUGUGCGACGACUCCUGGGACCUGCAGGACGCGCACGUAGUCUGCAGGCAGCUGGGCUGUGGCCACGCCCUGAGCGCACCAGGGUCCGCCCACUUUGGGGCUGGGGCUGGACCCAUCUGGAUGGACGAGUUGGCCUGCGUGGGCGACGAGUCUGCUCUGUGGCAGUGCCCGUCGGGAGGCUGGGGACAACACGACUGUGGGCACAAGGAGGAUGCUGGGGUCUUCUGCUCAGGGUUCACAGAUCUGAGGCUACAGAACGGCAGCCAGCCAUGUGCUGGGCGCUUGGAAAUUUUCUACAAUGGGACCUGGGGCAGUGUCUGCCAGACCCUGAGCUCUGCCUCCCUUGGGAUCCUGUGCAUGCAGCUGGGCUGUGGGCCCCAGGGGCAACUGCUGACUGAGGCAGGAAGCUGGCGUUCCCCCGCGGCUCGCUGGGUGGCCUCCAUUCAUUGUAGGCACAGGCACGACAGGAUCCUGUGGCAAUGCCCUUCAGCACCCUGGAACCAGAAUUCCUGCUCCAGCGGGGAGGAGGCCUGGGUCCUGUGCGCAGGUGACAGCCGAGGAGAGAAAGCAGAAGUUCCUCAGGAAGGUGAGCAGACCUUCAACUGUUCAUCAGCCCUCAGCUGCCCAGAGGAGGGCGCAGUGCGCCUGCGCGGCGGCGAGGACAGCUGCUCUGGACGCGUGGAGCUCUGGCACGGGGGUUCCUGGGGCACCGUGUGCGACGACUCCUGGGACCUGGCGGACGCCGAGGUCGUGUGCCGCCAGCUGGGCUGCGGACCGGCGGUGGAUGCCUUGCGGGGCGCCGCCUUCGGCCCUGGCUGGGGGCCGGUGUGGCUGGAUGAGGUGGGGUGUCGCGGCAGCGAGGCGUCCUUGUGGGGCUGCCCGGCGGAGCCCUGGGGACGUGGAGACUGCGAGCACAAGGAGGACGCGGGCGUGCGCUGCUCAGCAGGUGUCCCUGGGACCACUGCAUCUGGUAGGUGGCAUCCUGUCCACCCGACCCCAGUCCUCGUGUGCCUAGAGGCCCUGCAGUGGGGCUCAGCUCUGACUGCCCUGGGGACCUUUGGGAGCAGGUGUCUGGUCAGACCCUGUUCAGCCCCUUCCCUGGCCCCUCCACCUGCUGCUGAGGCCUGGACCCUGCCCGGGAUCGCCUGCCUGGUCCUUGGCUGUGUCCUGGGCCUCGUCCUCGUGGUGCUGGGUGUCCAGAGGUGCCACAGCAGCGCUGCCUGCAUGGGUUCUGGACUGUCGGGACAGCAGCCCUCGGAGGGCGUGUAUGAGGACAUCGAAGCUGUCCCUGUCGGGGAGAGAGAUGACGCAUCCCCGGAACCCAGGGACCCCGUGCAGGAGGAGGACUAUGACGAUGCAGCAGAGCCCGAGGAGGGCCACCAGGAGGAGGGGGAGGAGGCUGGGGCCCUGCUGAGCCCCACAGGUGUGCACCUCUGUGCCCUGGGGUCCAUGGUGCUCUUCUUGCUGUACUGCUCCCACGUGCAGGGCUCUGCUCUGGCCAGCACCUACAUUUAAAGGUCCCAAGUGUUGCUUCUGUGUGUCUGGGUCCUCACUGCAUCUCAGGUCGGGGCAUUGGACAGAGUCCUGUCCCUCAAGGCUGCUGCCUAGGCUGGAAUCCUGCAGUGGGCAGGAUGGUGCCCAGCAAGGUCCUGCUUCCCUUUGUUUCCCAAUGGAGCUGUGCCCAGUGUGCUUCCAACACCAGGUCCCUGAAGGCUGAAAGGGAGGCCCUGGGUGGCUGGUGGAGUUGGAGGGUCUCCAUGUUAGAACAAAUCCCACGGCUGCACCCAGCCCGU